AUGCUGUUGACCCGACCCACUGCUUCACAAUCAAUCCAGCAACAUCAGCAACAACAACUCCAACAACAUUACUCCGACCUACACCACCAGUAUCAGACACAAUCACAACAUUUCUACCCUCACUCGAUCGAUUUUGACCUUGAAGGCUCCUUUGACGACACUGCUCCCGACCUCACCUCGUCGAGUAUAUCCUCGUCUCCGCUCUCGACUCAAUCCUUUCUCCCUUCCCAUUACUCUCUGGCAAACAACUCGGCAAGCCUUGCAAGUUACGACACGCCUCAUCUGACCGUCCCAAGACGAUCAGCGACAAGCACUUCAGGCUUCGAAGAAUCUGCUUUGAACCACAACCAUCAGCAAAACCUCAUGCAGUCAGACGCCUGGGUACUCGGGAAUCAGUACGCUCCCAAGACCGGUGGUCGACUACCUCAUCAGCGGGAGUCAUCUUUGUCUUCGCUCGGUUCAGCCGGUCCCGCAUCACCCUUCAGUCACAGUACAACGAAUCCCCAAAUCGCGGUAACAGAUUCAACACCCGACGUUCUGUACGAUAUGCAGGCUCACGACGGUAAUGCCUUCUACCAGUUGUCCAACAAGUCAAUGGCGGUGUCCCACGACAACAUGUAUCCCAACUACAACGGACUGCAGAACUUAUCAUCAGACAUGGCCGGCUACGCCUCAGCCUUGAGUGUUCAACGACCACGAUCUGACCGCGGGUUAUUACCUGCGCCUGAACUCUCUAUGGCUGGUAGCAGAUCUCACCCAAACUCUGUGGCAAGCUCCAUUGCUGGAGACUCACCCGCAACACCGUCACAACUCGAGCACGAAGAUGACAGGCGGCGGAAAGCUGUCUUCAGCAACGUACCCAAGCUAGACCGCACGAUGACAGACAUCUAUAAUGAUGAACUGUAUAGCCCCAAUUUCACCAUUACCUCGGCAGCUCCGGCUCAAAACCACAUGGCUGUAUCUCCUAGCAAUGACGUGUUUGCGCAACGACUUAGCGCUGCAAACAACCAGCACUUGAGUGCAGCACAGUCGCCAGUCUCUAGUGUGUCACGCGACCGUUCGCCAUUCCGUCAGGGUUCACCGUUGGCACCGAUGCCCAGUCACGACUUUGGUGGAGGUGUUCAGGCCUCUCGUCUACGAUUCAACUCGGCCCACCAAAUCCGGGAACAGAAGAAGGCGGAGCAAGAUGCACAAAUUAUGCGACAACAAAUGUCUGUAAAGUCGGAGCCGGAAACCCCGAAAACUAUCUCUCCAAAAGACGCGAUGCUCGAAUUCCACGAUGGCGAUGCCGAAUCAUCAUUUUCACUCUUUCCAUCUCAGGAGACGGUGGAUUUUGAAGACAUUGCAAAGGCAGUGGUCACGCAGGACCAACAGGUCAAUUUUGCGAGGUCUGCCAUGCAAAAUGGGGCAGCCUUCCCUUAUAUGCCCGCUCAGCUUCAGACCGCUGUCCACAUUCCACAGCAGUACCCGUUCAUUGCUCAUCCACGACAAUCUCAUGAGCAGAUUCCUCGGCUUAGCUCUGCCGAGUCAAGCACUGGGGGAUCCGAUGCUACUUCGACUUCAAAUGCGGUGGGGGGGAGAGCGCUGUGGUGCAUUGUUUCCUGA
Colletotrichum tamarilloi is the source of this 1605-nucleotide messenger RNA. RefSeq lists its product as uncharacterized. The record is from RefSeq and is a predicted model, not a curated record. NCBI's taxonomy places the organism in Eukaryota, Fungi, Ascomycota, Sordariomycetes, Glomerellales, Glomerellaceae. Bases 1 to 1605 code for a protein of 534 amino acids. The transcript has 2 exons.